AUGCUUUAUAAAAAUAAUAUUUUUUUUUUAAUUUAUAUUUUACUUUUAAACGUGAACAUUUUAUAUGGAGAAGAUACUAACUCAAAAAUUUUAACCAACAAUACACAUAAUGACUCAAAUGAGAAUGGAGAAAAAUAUAUUAAAAAAUUAGAUUCAUUAAACUCGGAUGAAAAUUCACAAACAUUAGAAGAUGAAAAUAAAAAAAUAGAUAAUUUUCCUAUUGACAGUAAAAAUAGUAAUUUAAAAAAGAUAGAUGAAAAUCCUACUAAAAAACCAACUUCAUUAAUUUUAUUAAAUUGUUGUUUAGAAAAUCUACUUUCAAAAAAUGAUAAAGAUCCAAGCACUUUAGAAAAUGUAAAUGAACUAAACAGUGCAUCUAUACUAAAUAAUGAAAACGAAGUUAAUGAUAUUUCAAAUAAUUCGAAAGAAAAAAAGUCCAUAUUUUCAAAAAUUAUAAGUUUCUUUAAAAAAGAAGAAAAACCAAAGCCCAAAACACUUAUGGAAUAUAUAAGAGAAAAAAAUAAAAAAAUUAUUGAACUAGAAGUUCAAAGAGAGAAGAAAAAAGUAUCACGAAUUGUGCAUAAAUAUCUUUUUUAUGUUACUGGAUUAACAUUGUUAUAUUUAAUUUUUUCACCUGUUAUUUUUCAUGUACUUAAGACUUCUAAUUACAGAAAAAUUAUCUUAAAACAAUAUAAAAAUAAUAAAGGAAGAAAAAUCGUUCCGUAUAAUUAUGAUUUUGACGAAAAUUUUAUGAAUUAUUAUGGUUAUAAAGCCAAAAAUUAUUCAGAAUAUUAUGAUCCCGAAAGAAUUGUUCCUAAAUUUGUUUUUGGAUUUUAUAAUGGAACUCCUUACAUUUUAGUAAAACUUGGAUAA
This is a messenger RNA of Plasmodium gallinaceum, 873 nucleotides long. RefSeq names its product conserved Plasmodium protein, unknown function. Bases 1 to 873 code for a protein of 290 amino acids. Lineage: Eukaryota; Apicomplexa; Aconoidasida; Haemosporida; Plasmodiidae. The record is from RefSeq and is a predicted model, not a curated record. The transcript is spliced from 2 exons.